Tripterygium wilfordii is the source of this 4032-nucleotide messenger RNA. Its product is annotated as protein ENHANCED DOWNY MILDEW 2. The transcript is spliced from 18 exons. Bases 152 to 3820 code for a protein of 1222 amino acids. The record is from RefSeq and is a predicted model, not a curated record. NCBI's taxonomy places the organism in Eukaryota, Viridiplantae, Streptophyta, Magnoliopsida, Celastrales, Celastraceae.
UCUGCCCUAAAGAAGUAAUUUCAGUUGGAAACAUAUCCACUUCGCCGAAGUAGUUAAUUUAAUCCACCACGAACAGGGGAGUUUUAUUUUGUGGCUUCUUCGACGACGUGAUUCCGGUGUUGGAAGUUGAAUUAGGGUUGUGAUCGCUGUCAUGGCGUCAUCGGACGAUGACUCGGAGGAGGAAGUCAUGGAAGUUAUGAAUUACUAUUUCGAAGACGAUAGAGGGGAGCCUUUUUCGUUCUAUCGUUUGCCUCUUCAGUGUAGCGAGAGCGACAGGGUGGAGGGAGAGAAGAAACAAGUUUCGUUGCGCGGAGAAGCAGAUAAUGGUCUGCGGAAGAUUUGGUGUCAAGUCAAGGCGUGGAAGUUCGAUCUCCUGAAUGCGGUUCCUGAGAUUUCAGUGCUGUCGAAGGACAAAAAAUGGAUUAAAUUGGGGAAACCAAGGAAGAGCUACGAGGAGACAAGUAUCAGGACAAUUUUGAUUACAUUGCAUUUCAUUCAUUACGUGAGGAGGAAUCCUGAAGCAUCUCCAAAAUCUGUGUGGGAUUACUUGUCAAGGGUGUUCGGUUGGUAUGAGGUUAGACCUUCCCAAGAUGAUUUGGUGAAACACACUGCUCUCAUCAGAGGAGCUGUUAAAAGAGACGAUGCCUUAGCAAAGUCCAAGUUUUUACAUGCAUUCCUCGAGAAGCCUGGGAGCAUGCACGAUGAGGAUUUCCAACCUACACAUAGGCCUGGAUUUAUAGUCAACGAUAUGGAUGAGGAUAUAGCUGAUGAUGCUGAUGACGAUGGUGCCAAUGAAGAUGAUGAAUUGUUUGACUCUGUUUGUGCAUUUUGUGAUAAUGGCGGUGAACUGUUAUGCUGUGAUGGGAAGUGCAUGAGGUCAUUUCAUGCAACCGAGGAGGCCGGUGAAGAAUCAAUGUGUGUGUCCCUUGGCUUCUCUAUUCCUCAAGUAGAGGCCAUGCAAAAAUUUUUCUGUAAGAAUUGUGAAUAUAAUCAGCAUCAGUGCUUUGCCUGUGGGAAGUUAGGCUCCUCAGAGAAAUCUUCCAGUGCUGAGGUCUUUCGUUGUGUUUCUGCAACCUGUGGCCUUUUUUAUCAUCCUCACUGUGUUGCUGUGUUGCUUCAUUCUGGGGACGAAGUAGCUGCAAUAGAGCUUCAGAAAAAGAUAGCUACCGGGGAAUCAUUUACAUGCCCUAUUCAUAAGUGCUGUGCCUGUGGGCUGGGAGAGGAUAAAAAAGUUUCUGAGUUGCAGUUUGCGAUUUGCCGGCGAUGUCCAACAUCAUACCACCAAAAAUGUUUACCAAGAGAGAUUGCUCUUGAAGACAUAGAGGAAGAAGAUAUAAUAACAAGGGCUUGGAAGGAUCUCUUACCGAAUCGCAUACUUAUAUAUUGCUUAAAACAUGAAAUUGAUGAGGAACUUGGAACUCCGAUUAGAGAUCAUAUUAUUUUCCCCAGUGUUGGAGAAAAGAAGUCCAAUUUGAAAAGGAAGAUAAAACAGGAAUCAGGGUUGCUAAAAAGCCAAGGGAAAAUUCUGCAGAAGAACAGAAGUUUUAGCUCGGAGGAAUCUUUUGGAGGAAUGGCUCGGAAAGUGACUAAAGAGUUGCCUUCUGCUGUGAAAAAAGGUGAAGCUACCCAUGGAAAUAAAAGGUUACCACAUGAACCAGAUUCCUUGAGAAAAGUUAGGGGAAAUGAUGCAUCCCAGAAGUUUGCGAAACGAAUUAAGAAGUCCGUCCCAGCAGAUGCAAGCAUUCCCUCCCUUGGAGAUAGGUUAUUUAAUUUGAUGACUCAGGGAUCUGAGAAAGUGGUUGCGCAACAAGAUACUCCAGAUGGUAACAAAACUGCAGCUAAGAAGCCUACUGCAAAGGAAAUUGAUCACCAGCUUCCUCCAUUAGAUGUUGACACAGAGAGGAGGCUCUCAGAUUUGAUCAAAAAGUCUGAAACUUCCAUAACAAUGGAAAGUGUUGUGAAAAAGCAUAAAAUGCCAUCAACACAUAAAUACUCAGCCAGAUAUGUGGUUGACAAGACCAUAACUACCGGAAAGGUGGAGGGCUCCGUUGAGGCUGUUCGAGCGGCUUUACAAAAGUUGGAGAAUGGGUGCAGCAUUGAGGAUGCAAAAGUGGUCUGUGAGCCUGAGAUCUUGAGCCAGGUUUCCAAGUGGAGGGACAAACUUCAGGUAUAUCUUGCACCAUUUCUGAAUGGCCCGCGCUAUACAUCAUUCGGUCGGCAUUUCACAAAAGUCGAUAAACUCGAAGCGAUUGUUGAGAAGCUUCAGUGCUAUGUGGAAGAUGGUGACAUGAUUGUCGACUUCUGUUGUGGUGCAAAUGAUUUUAGUUGUCUUCUGAAAAGAAAGCUUGACGCAUCAGGGAAGAAGAAAUGCUCAUACCAAAACUAUGAUAUUAUGCCAGCACAGAAUGACUUUAAUUUCAAAAGGCGAGAUUGGAUGACCGUUCCUCGUGAGGACUUGCCUCAAGGCUCACGAUUGAUCAUGGGGCUAAAUCCUCCUUUUGGGGUUAGAGGAGCAUUGGCUAACAAGUUCAUUGACAAGGCCCUUGAAUUUUGUCCGAAACUCCUGAUUCUUAUUGUUCCACCGGAAACCGAAAGGUUGGACAAGAAGGGACCUUAUGACCUGGUUUGGGAGGAUGCACAGCUUUUAUCUGGAAAGUCAUUUUAUCUUCCGGGAUCUGUUGAUGAGAAUGACAAACGAAUGGAUCAAUGGAAUUUGACAGCACCACCGCUAUAUUUGUGGAGCCGUCGUGCAAAGAGUGCACAUCACAGGGCCAUAGCUCUAAAGCAUGGUCACUUGUCCAGGAAAGAAGAAUCACAUUUGGUUGAUCAACACCUUCAGACAGAGGUCUCUAAUCAUUUAAACGAGGACGAUGGAUGUUAUGGCAACACUUCUGUGCUGUCCCAUGAUAUUCCCAUGGACAUUGAUGAGCCAGAAGAAUUCAGAUUUGGGAUCCCUGCAGCUGACCGUCAGCGUCAGAGCUCCACUCACAAUAAUUGCAGCAGAGAAAGCCAGGGUGAUCAGAACCAUGGAAAGAACCCAUCCAUCGGGAUUUCUAAGAAGGAGAUCCUUAGUAAAGAAAAUUCUGGAAGACAAAUGGAUGAGAAAUCACCAGAGGACAAAAAAAAUGGUGGAAGAUCUCCUGUGAGUGAGGUGUACAAGGGAAAUUUCCGUUCUGAGUUCCUUGAAACGCCGUUGCAUGUAGAAGUUGGGGAACACGGGUAUCAGCGUUUUGAUCAUCCUGUGUCUAGUUCACCAGUUUGUUCUGAAACAGCUUAUGCCAGUAACCGGGCCAGCAUAUUCGAUGAUUUCAGUAGAAAGUAUGGCAUGAAUCAUGAUGAGCCUUAUUCAAGUAGAACCGAGAGUCCAACCGUUUCUUCACACUUGGCGAAACCUUUUUCAGGGCAUACAACUAAUGGUGCAGAAGGCUUUGGUCAUCAAUCUCACGUCAGGGAGUCCGAAUUACAGUCAAGAUAUCAAUAUGGACAAGAUGCCACCGAUCCUAUUUAUAGAGAUCUUGGUGAUCUUGGAUAUGGUCAAAUAGGGUCUCAAUUGCCUACAUCUUAUUCGCAUGUCGGUCCUGUGGCUGCUUCCUAUCUGAUGAAUAUGUCAGUAACACAGCGAUACGCACCUCGGCUGGAUGAAAUGAACCAUCCUAGGAUGCCUACUUUGGGAUCUGAGCCACCGCCAAUUGUGAAUAGAAACGAAAUGUUCGACCCUCGAGCACCUCAACGGCAUUUUCAAGAUGGCUCUAUGGGUUUCCCGCGUGGUCCUCACAACCCUAUUCCACACCCAGACAACUCAAACGGUUGGCUUAACUAAUAGAUACUUGGCCUUGAUGUUAACUAGUAGUUGCUGAUGCUAGCUUCUGUUAUUAUAUGCUCAUCUAUAUGGUACUGGAAUUGUAAUCCAGACCUAUUUACUUAUGGUUUUACCUGUAAAUUUCUCCUAAUAUUACGUACUUCAGCACAUGAGAUCUGCAACUGAGAACCAGAGAAGGAAAGAAUCAAUUGGGAAAGGGCAGUCUUUAUGUU